This is a messenger RNA of Gastrolobium bilobum, 736 nucleotides long. Its product is annotated as large ribosomal subunit protein P2A-like. NCBI's taxonomy places the organism in Eukaryota, Viridiplantae, Streptophyta, Magnoliopsida, Fabales, Fabaceae. Gene Ontology annotation, biological process: cytoplasmic translational elongation. Gene Ontology annotation, cellular component: ribosome; cytosolic large ribosomal subunit. The coding region runs from base 205 to 555 and encodes 116 amino acids. Gene Ontology annotation, molecular function: structural constituent of ribosome. The transcript is spliced from 4 exons. The record is from RefSeq and is a predicted model, not a curated record.
UAUACUCUCAAAAUAUUUGCUCUCACUACCAGCAAUGAAAUAAACACGAUGAGGGGUAUUAUUGAAAAUCCAAAAAGAUUAAGUACGAAGUGCUGAAAACCCUAGUUAUAUCAGAGUACCAUUCUCAGUGGAAACCCUAAUAACAAAAUCAAAAUUAAAAUCGCUGUCCUUUAUCACAUCCAGCAACUGAUUUUGGAGUCAGAUAUGAAGGUCAUAGCUGCUUAUUUGUUGGCAGUAUUGGGAGGGAAUUCAUCUCCUUCAGCGGAUGAUCUCAAAAACAUCCUGGGAUCGGUUGGAGCUGAGGCUGAGGAUGAGAAGAUCGAGUUGCUCUUAACUGAAGUCGAGGGCAAAGAUAUUGCUGAGCUAAUUGCUAGCGGAAGAGAGAAGUUGGCUUCAGUACCUUCCGGUGGUGGCGGCGCAGUUGCUGCUGCUGCUGCUCCUGUGGGAGGUGCUGCAGCUGGUGGCGCAGCACCUGCUGCUGAAGCAAAGGAGGAAAAGAAGGUAGAAGAGAAAGAAGAGUCUGACGAUGAUAUGGGUUUCAGUUUAUUCGACUAAAAGGUCUGAAGUGUUACGUGUCAGAAAUUUGCAGUUCCAGUUAGAGUUUUAGAUAGCCGAAUCACAAGGUUUUUGUUACUUGAGCUACAUAUUGUAUUAGGUUUUAUGGGUUUUGCUUUUUCAAUUGAGAAUGUAAUGGCAUCAAACUGUGUGAUAUAAUUUAAUGAUGGUUUGAAUUUAA